This is a messenger RNA of Trematosphaeria pertusa, 1104 nucleotides long. Its product is annotated as NAD(P)-binding protein. Gene Ontology annotation, biological process: NADPH regeneration. The coding region runs from base 1 to 1104 and encodes 367 amino acids. The record is from RefSeq and is a predicted model, not a curated record. Gene Ontology annotation, molecular function: nucleotide binding; oxidoreductase activity. Lineage: Eukaryota; Fungi; Ascomycota; Dothideomycetes; Pleosporales; Trematosphaeriaceae. The transcript has 2 exons. Gene Ontology annotation, cellular component: cytoplasm.
AUGGCUCCUCAGAUCCGCCGCCUCCAGGUCGCCGUGUCCGGCCUCGGCCGCAUGGGCGCCCGGCACGCAAUGCACUUUCUACACCGUACGCCGCGGGCGGAGCUUGUCGCAGCCUUUACGCCAGACCCUAAGGAGCAGGCGUGGGCGAAGGAGCACCUCGAGCCAUGGGGCGUCAAGAUCUACUCCGACUACGAUCAGAUGUUGAAGCACGAGGGCCUAGAGGCUGUCUGCGUAGCUACUGUCACCACCGUGCAUGCGGAGCAGACGAUCAAGGCAAUUGAGGCGGGGAAGCACGUCCUAUGCGAGAAGCCGCUAAGCACAAAGCUGGAUGUGUGCCAGAAAGUCCUCGCAGCGUCCCGCGCCAACCCCCACCUCAAAGUAAUGUGCGGCUUCUCCCGCCGCUUCGACUCCUCCUACCUCGCCGCCUACAACAGCGCCCUCUCCGGCUCCAUCGGCCGCCCCACUAUCCUCCGCUCACAGACAUGUGACAAGUACGAUCCGUCUGGCUUCUUCGUCCAAUACGCCCAAUUCAGCGGCGGCAUCUUCGUCGACUGCAACAUCCACGACAUCGACCUCGCGCUCUGGUUCUUCUCCGCCGGCAACCCGCAAAAGGCGCUCCCGAAAGUAAAGAGCGUGGUGGCCGUCGGCGUCACGGCGCUGGAGCCCGAUCUCGCCAAGUACGGGGAUGUGGACAACGGCGUGGGCAUUGUGGAGUUCUACGAUGGGCAGAUUGCCUACUUCUACUCGAGCAGGAUGAACCCGCCCGGCCAGCACGAUAUGACAGAGGUUAUUGGCACCACGGGCAAGUUGUCGGUCAAUGCGAAUCCGACCACGGGGCUGCUGGAGUCGCAUCUUGCGACGGGCAUCCAUAGGGAUAUCCCCCAGAACUACUACGAGCGCUUUGAGCAUGCUUUCGUAGAGGAGGCGCGGCAGUUCACGGACGCUGUGUUGGACGAUAAGAAGGUGCCAGUUGAGAUGGAGAGCAGCGUUGAGGCGGUGCGCAUCGGUGUCGCGCUGCAGGAGUCGUUGAACAAUGGCAAGAAGAUCUUCUUUGACAGGGAGGGCAACAGGAUCGAGGAGGGUCCGCCCAGGGCUCGGUUGUAA